Molecule: messenger RNA, 750 nt
Organism: Closterium sp. Naga37s-1
Lineage: Eukaryota; Viridiplantae; Streptophyta; Zygnematophyceae; Desmidiales; Closteriaceae
Source: the annotation of a GenBank genome assembly
AUGCUCCGCGGGAUGCCGUAUGAGUACUCAACGAACCUGUGGGAGCACACUCACAAGGGCAUUGUGAAGGUCCCCGUGCGCGGGAGUAACUGGAAGGACAUACCCCGACGCAUCGUGGAGGAGGAGGUGCAGAGGGAGAUCACACGAGAGGUGGCGGCCCUGGCAGGGGGAGGACGGCAGUACGUCAGUGCGCUGCGUGAGGCGGUAAGGCUUCAAACGUACGUCCUGACGAGGAAGUCGAGGAAUGCGGACGUAAGCGACGGGGAGGACGCAGAGCUGUGGGCGUACAAGGAGGCACUAGGAUCAGACAUGAAGGAGCUAGGCAGGUGCCUGGCGGCAGCUGGAGUGACGAACACCGCCAUCAAGGUUCACACGGCGGUGGCCAUUCCGCGUACACGUGGUGGGGAGCUUGUCGCCAAAGGCACGUUUGUGAAGGCCAGCCCGUCCGAGAAGUGGUUUUUGGACGUCGCAGUCAAGGCGAAGAAGGACAAGGAGGAGUGGUACGCACGAUGCCUGUGCGUGUUCCGAGCAACUGACGCGGAGGGGACGGAGGGGAGGUACGCAUAUGUGAAGUACUAUGAGGCGGCGGGCUUGUGCCCCAUGACAACAUGCGUGCAGCUAACCCCUGGGAGGGUCACCACACGCUACUCAGUGGUGGACGUGGAAUGCAUUAAGCGUGUGGUGCAUGUGUGCAAGUCGUAUGUGAACAAGAAGGUCAUGCUGCUGAACAAGUUUUUGCUGUGUGAGUAG